CCGGACGACAGACUUUGGGCAUACUGACGUCACUGAUAGGCCGCCAAGAUGGCUUUCAAUGUUGAUAAGUGGUUUGGUUACUUACAAGAGCUGUGAUAUCGGAUUGUGUCACGGUAUCCCAUCAAAGCAUGUGACGAUGUCAGCGGUGUAGUUUUCACGGUUUUUCUUUCUAACCGAGGCGUAAAAGCUGUCUUAAUUCGAGCUAUGGGGGACAGCGAAGAAGCCGAACAGGAUAUUCGGCGAGCCCUAGAUGUCGAUCAAUCCAUGAUUGACAUCUGGGCCGAUCGGCUCGAAGGCCUCAGAACGCAGUGUUCUACAAGCGCUGAAUUAACCCAACAAGAAAUACGAACACUUGAGGGUAAAUUAAUUAAAUUAUAUUCCAAACAACUUGUGAGGAAAGCCAAGCUUGCGGUAGAGUCAUUGCCUGUUGAAAUGCGCCAAUAUCCAUCCCUCCAACAAUGGCUACGUGUAGUCGGACUGACGGAAGCAUCAAUUCAGAUGGUUUGUUCAAAAGCAAGUUCUUUAGAAGCGUUGAAAGAAAAAUCUGAACAUGAAUUGGGUAGUAUGCUUGGAGAAAACAAUGUACGACAUGAAGAAGAACUUCGCAGGCUUUGCAGGGCAUUACAUAAUCUUCAUCGUUACAUGGAUGUUCUUUUACGAGGAGAUAUGGAGAGUAGUGAGAUGGCCCUGUACUGGGAUUCUUGGGACAGACAUCACCUAAGAAGUGGACCUUCUCCUCGGCCUGCUCGCUCUCGUAUUACUCGUUCGUCCGUACCUUCAGAAGACAGCAUUCCUUAUCAUAAUAACAAUAAUAAUUUGAACAGCGAUACAUUGGGUCAAGCUUCAUCUAUUAGUUCUCUAUCAACAACGACACCUCCGUCUACACCUCUUCUAAACAGACAAGGCCGAAAUGUAAGGCUCCCAACUACGCCUCCGCCGUGCAAGAGACAUCAAACUGGCCUACAGAGUACCGUGAUCCAACCUGAAGUUUUUCCGUUAACUAAAUCUAAAUCUCAUGAGUCGCAGCUGGCUAAUAGACUUGAAAAUGGGGAAACUGCGUCGAGUGGUACAGAUCCACCGGUCGGUAGCAGUACUACUAGAGGAAGGUUAUCUACGGAGCCAGGCCCUUGUAGCAGCAGCGCGGAUAUAACUGGGGACAUUUUUUUGGGAAAUAGUAACACGGAGAGCCCUAUAAAUUCUCCACCUUAUUCCGGCGCUAACAGUGAUGAUAACAGCUCCAAGGCCACAGUUACGAGUCUUCAGGUGCCAAAGUCUCCCCGAACUCUACCAGUGACACGUGGCAUGGGGCACGUUAUUGCUCACCGUUUUACAAAAACCUUUAAAAUGAUGACAACUUGUGAUUAUUGUGAUAAACAAAUGUUCAUUGGCACGGGUCUUAAGUGCAAAGAAUGCAAGUACAAGUGCCACAGAGAUUGUGAGUCUAAAGUUCCGCCGUCUUGCGGUCUUCCUCAAAAACUUUUUGAUGAAUUCAAGAGAACAUUACAGGCUGAUGCUAUGACGAAUGUUUCUCCAAUACUAACCAGGCCUGGGAUAACAUCUUCAAAUCAUCAUAAUGCAAUUAUAUCCAGUUCUUUAAAUCGGAAACGUACGCAUCCUCAUUCCUCAAUGAAUAUACCCUUUCAGGGCGCUGAUUCUAGUUCAAAUACUUCGAGUUGUAAUAGCUCGACACCAUCUAGUCCGGCAUUACACCCCGUUAAUGCUAGUCAAACUUCCCAAGCACCUGCUAAACAGCAGUUCAAUUUUCCAGAUGUGAUCCUUCCUGAAAAAGGCGUAACGCUGGAAACGCACAGGUUGGAAGGUACUAAUGUUUCAAGUGACAGUGAGAGAACAGUUAGUGUUUCUGGAUCAGGAAGCGUGAGCACUGACUCAGAGAGAACUCCGGUACGCGUUGAUUCUCAAGAUUCUCAAGUGUCUGACGGUGAGCCUGGUGAUAGUCGUUGGCCGCGACAAAAUAGCCUCUCGAUGAGAGAAUGGGACAUUCCAUACGAUGAACUCAAAAUUGGAGAGCCUAUCGGGACCGGGAGGUUUGGUACAGUUUAUCGAGGAAACUGGCACGGAGACGUAGCAAUUAAAGUUUUAAACAUGGACUACUACCUGGACGAUGACAAAACGCUGGAAGCGUUUAAACUAGAGGUAGCAACAUUCCGAAAAACAAGACAUGAAAAUCUAGUUCUAUUUAUGGGUGCUUGUAUGAAGCCUCCUCGUUUGGCAAUAGUCACUAGUAUGAGCAAAGGCAUGACUCUUUACACUCACAUCCAUCUCCGUAAAGAUAAAUUUAACAUGAAUAAAACAACUAUCAUUGCCCAACAAAUAUCUCAGGGAAUGGGGUAUCUUCAUGCCCGUGGUAUAGUGCACAAGGAUCUGAAGAGCAAAAAUAUAUUCCUAGAAAAUGGAAAAGUCGUUAUUACGGACUUUGGAUUGUUUAGUGUAACAAAGUUGUGUUACGGCAAUAGAAAAGGAAACGGUUUGAGCAUACCACCAGGUUGGUUAUGUUAUUUGGCUCCUGAAGUUGUUCGACGACUCAGGCCUCAGCAAAACAGGGACCAAGAAGAGUUACCAUUUUCAUGCGCCUCUGACGUUUACGCAUUUGGGACUGUCUGGUACGAGCUUCUCUGCGGAGAGUGGCCGUUCAAAGGACAACCUCCGGAGGCUAUAAUUUGGCAAGUCGGUAAAGGAAUGAAACAAGCCUUAGCCAAUCUUCAAGCAUCCCGCGACGUCAAGGACAUUCUGAUACUUUGUUGGUCAUAUAAUUCAGAGAAACGACCAGAGUUUGCUAAAUUAUUAACUACGCUUGAAAAACUACCGCGUAAAAGAUUGGCUCGAAGUCCUUCGCAUCCAAUUCACUUAUCUCGAUCAGCAGAAUCUGUAUUUUAAAGAAAAAAACAAAACAGACAAUUUAAGAUUUAAUUAUUAUUUGCACGAAACUACGUUCACCGUGUAUAUAAAUCUCUUCACAAUCUAAUUGCUCGAAUAAUCAUACUUUAUUUUUUUUCUGUUUCAUUUGUCUAUUUUUUUUUUAUUUUUCAUUUACAUUCAUUGUAAAAUAAGUGAUGAUAACUCGAUGGAUUACUCAUUCCAUAUUUUUAAUAUCCCGUAAUAACCCCGUUAUUGGUGUGAAACAGAAAAAAAAAUCAUUCAUUAAUUAUGCAAAUGGCGUAAUUUGUUGAUCUUGAAAUCAGGCUCUUUGCACACCUCGUUGGAUAAUUGUAAAAAGUACGUAAACUGGCUGAGAUCUUCAUUAUUUAAUAUGCAAUAAAAAAAAUUAAAUCCACGUGGAAAACAGAAACGCAAUAUUUAAAUGGUGCAUUAACCAGAGUAUAAAUAAAAUCAUUAACCCAACCAAAAUCAGGAUAUAAAUGAAUAUUCAUUGCUACUGUCAAAAAUUGUUAAAUUAUACAAAUAUGAAUGUCGCGUAAAUAAUUAUCAAGUAUGGCUUGUAGUCCGAAGACAAAAAAAUUGAUUCGACGAAUGGGACUAUAGAGUGAUAGAGUGAAUAAAUUCAAAAUGAAAAAAAAAGAAAAUGAAAACGAAAAAAAUCAGUAAUAUUAAUAAUAAUAUACAUAUGUGUAACUUCAUUGCACAGGCUGUAAGUCACUUUGUAAAAGUAAGUCGAUUCUGUGGAUAUUGAAGUGUGUGAUGUGUAUGUAACAGUACAUAGGUAUUUAUUUUUUUAAGCGUGAACGAUUAUCGAUUAUUAUCGUUUGAAUGAUGAUUGAUGGAUCUUUGUGAAAAAAAAACCAUUGAAAAAGAAUAAUUUUUCAUACCCAAAAUACAACGGUCAUUCGUCAUAUUAUCUUCUGAAAAUGUUCUAUGGCCUGACACUCUAAUUAUCGUUAAUGAUUUUUAUCUAUUGUUUAUCAUCACUCGAACUUGUUCAUUAUUGUUUCUCUUUGAUUGCCUCUUUUUCCAUUCUUAUUUAUUUAGUACUUGAUUAUUUAUUUUUAUAUUCUAUAUGCACAGGGCAUAGUAUGUUUUUAGCACAGUAAGAAUCUGGAGCCUUUUGUUUUAAAAUAACUUAAUGAUCAACAGUGCGCUAAACUCAAGAGUCACCUUCCGAUGUAUGUCGCUCUUCAAUUCGGUAAUUCAGUAUUUAAAAUUUAUCCAAAAAAGAAAGAGGAAAAAAAUGCCAAUCGAUAAAAAUAUAUAGAACUUACAUCUGAAAAGCCAAACUCUGUAAAAUAAUAAUUAAGAGACAUAAAAUAAAAUGAAAUGAUAAACAUACCAAAAA
Molecule: messenger RNA, 4249 nt
Organism: Athalia rosae (coleseed sawfly)
Lineage: Eukaryota; Metazoa; Arthropoda; Insecta; Hymenoptera; Athaliidae
Gene: ksr
Product: kinase suppressor of Ras 2
Exons: 16
Coding region: 205-2895 (896 amino acids)
Biological process (GO): protein phosphorylation
Molecular function (GO): protein kinase activity; ATP binding
Source: RefSeq, a predicted model, not a curated record